CAGACGAACCUGGGGAAGCGAAUGCAAGUGUUUGAGUCAUUGAGCCAUCCGGUGGCUCUGUGGGACGUGCGGACUUUCGCUGCGCGGGUACAUCACAUCGGCGCUGGCCACCACUGACUGCCCUCUGUCACCGUUAGAACGCGAUGGAGCAGCUCUACACGCACGGUAUCCGAGUGGCUGAGCUUCUGCAGCAAACUCUCGGUGGCUUUGAGAAGAGUUUGCUCUUUAUGAGUUGGAUCGGUGACCCCAGGGCCUCUUUUUUCAUCUACUUCCCUGUAACGUACUUUCUCAACAGAAAGAUCGGGAUUUCAGUCUUGUGGAUCACUGUACUUACUGAAUGGUUAAACUUAGUAUUUAAAUGGUUGCUGUUUGGUGAGCGUCCAUUUUGGUGGAUUCAUGAAUCGGGGGUCUAUAGUGAGCACCAGAUGCCAAAGUUAAAGCAAUUUUUCUGCUCCUGUGAAACUGGUCCAGGCAGUCCUUCGGGCCAUGCGAUGAUCACAGGUGCAGCUUGGUGGGUUAUGAUGACCAGUCUUUCUACAUCCAUUUACAAUCGCACUAGAAGCUCACUGGCAAAGAACAUUCCCGUGGUACUGUACGUAGUUCUGCUGCUAGCAAUUGGCAUCUCCAGAAUAUUUAUUUUGGCUCAUUUUCCUCAUCAAGUCCUUUCUGGAAUAAUUACAGGUGCUGUACUUGGUUUUCUGCUAAGUCAACAUAUACCUGAGAAUAUGAAAUUCAUUCAAUAUGUUGUGACCUCAAUCCUACUGCUGCUCAGUGCUGUGUGCAUGUACUGGGGAUUGCAAUACAUUGGUGUCAAUGUUUCCUGGACAAUCUUGCUUGCUACCAAGUGGUGUGCCAAGCCUGAAUGGAUCCGACUGGACACCAUACCAUUUUCCUCACUAAGCAGGGAUGCAGGAGCAAUCCUCGGACUUGGCAUUGGACUCUCCUCACCAUUAUAUGCCAGAACACUGGGAUGGAAGAUGACAUGGAAGAUGAAAGCAGUCUCCAUUGUUCUUUCUGAGUUCAUCAUUGAGAUAAUGGAUCAAGUUCCACUGCCAAAAUACUCCACUAUCCUGUUUUAUGUUCUGUUUUACCUGAAGAAUGCAUUUGUUCCCAUUUUGGUGACUGCCAUUAUCCCCUGGCUGGUCCAUUCCAUUUUUCUAAUUAAACCGGCUCAGAAACAACAGUAACACCAAAGAAAAGCAUUUUAAAAUGGUUUUACCUUCUGAUGCACUAUUAAUUCUAAUGUACACCUCCCAAGACCUCCUUAGUAUUGAGUGCUAAUCGGAAUCAAAGGCAGUGAAACUGUUGGUCCUUACAUUGACCUACACUGUUUAGGGCCGUGCAAUGCAGAUGUUUCUAACUUACAGCUGUCCUUCCAAUAGCUCUAAGUUUCCAUUUAAUCAUUCAGAGUAAAUGACCAGAGAGGCAACUACCAAUUACUUCCCAUCAUGUAUGAUGUGUCAACUUAGUUAGCUGAAAUAUAGGUCAUUCUUGAAGUCUUUACAUUGUUCAAAUGCAUUGUUGACCUUCCCCUCCUGCUAAUCAUUUCCUCCCUCCCUGCUCUUCUGCCCACAUUCCUGGCUGUUUCUCCUGGUCCCACUAUAACUUGAUCUCUCUUUAAAAAGUCAGAGUUGUAUAUCAUUGGAAACAGGCCCUUCAACCCAACUCAUCCACACUGACCACAGUGUCCAUCUGAGAUUUGUCCUAUUUGCAUGUGCUUGGCCCAUAUCCCUCUAAAUCUUUUCUAUCAGUGUACCUGUCCAAAUGCCUUUUAAACAUGGGAAUUGUGCCUACAUCUACAGCUUCCUCUAGCAGCCCAUUCCAUAUACUCACCAUCCUCUGUGUUUAAAAAGUUGCCCCUUGGGUUCCUUUUAAAUCUUCUCCCUCUCACGUUAAAUCUAUGUCCUCUAGUUUUGGACUCAACUACCCUGAGAAAAAGAUUGUGACCAUCCACCUUAUCUACGCCCCUCAGAUUUUAUACACCUCCAUAAGGUCAUCCCCCCAGCCUCCUACACUCCAGGGACUAAAGUUCUAUCCAGCCUCUCCUUAUAACUCAAGCCCUCCAGUCCUGGCAACAUCCCCAUGAAUCUUUUCUGCAUCCUUUACAUUGAGGCUACUGUAUAAAGUUUUCCAUUAUCUUAAUAGCCGAGGCAAUCAUUAGUUUACAUUUAAAAUAAAAAUGUUAAUGCUAAUUAAACCCACACUAGCCGUUUGUCAUACCAUUGUCAAUUUAUUCCUAGUCUUCCAGGUUCUGUUCAUAUUUUCAUUUUUGUUAGGCAUAAGAUGAUUGUGGAGUCGGAACAGAAAUAGAUGAGGAGCAGCAAUGAGCUACUUAGCUCCUCAAGCAUACUCCACCAUUCAAUAACAUCAUGCUGAUCUGAUUGUAAACUUAGCACUGCAUUCCAAUCUACCAAUGGUAACCUUUUACUCCCUUGCUUAUCAAGUAUCCAACGAACACUGCACUGAUUAUUUAAAGGCCUUGCUUCCAGUGCCGUUCAAGGAUGAGAGUUCCAAAGAUCCACAAACCUCAGAGAAGAAAAAUCACUCGUGUCUUAAAAUGGAUAACACUUUAUUUUUAAGGAGUGAUCCUAGUUCUAGAUUCUCCCUUGAGGAAACAUUGUCUCCAUUUCCACCCUGUCAAGUUCCCUCAGCACCUUAUUUGUUUCAAUCAGGUCCCCUCUCACUCUUCCGAAUUCCAGUUAAUACAAACCUAGCUUGUCCAAUCUUACCUCAUAAGACAACCUGCCCAUUCCAGUUAUUAUUCUAGUAAACCUUGUCUGAACUGCUUCCAAAGCAUUAACAUCCAUCCUUAAAUAAGUUUGUUCAAUGUAUUAUUGAUGCGAUCAUGCCAGUCCUCCCUAUGUUUGUAUGCAUUUCCCUUAGCAAUAAUCAGUAAUGUUAUUUCCAAAUUAUUUUUGCUGUAUCUGCCUAUCAUUCUUUUGUGGAUCAUGCCCUAUGAUACUCACGUCCCUCUGCAUCUACAAUCUCUCAUUGUUUAGAUAAAUGUCUCUUUUUAUUUUCCCUGUCAAAAUUUCACAUUUGCCCACAUUAUAAUCCAUUUGCCAGAUUUUUGCACACUUAACUUGUCUAUAUCCUUGUGUCCCCUUCACAACUUAUUUUCCUACCUACCUUUAUAUCAUACCUUAAACUCCAGGACGAAUCCCAGUGGCACACCACUUGCUAGCUCUUGGAAUACAUCCACCAGUAUCGACAGAACGUGUUACUCUUCAAAGAACCCUAAUAAAUUGGUCAAAAAUGAUUCCCCAUUCACAGAAGCAUGUAGAUUUUACCUGAUGACCUUGAAAUUUUCUAAGUACCCGGCUAUAAAGUCUUUUGUAAGAGUUUCUAACAUUUUCCCAAUGACAGAUAUUAAACUGACUGGCCUAUAACGUCCUGUUUUCUAUCUCCCUUUCUGAAUUAGAUUUAAGUUACAUGUGCUAGUUUCCAAUCUGUAGUUCAGUCAUGUUGAAUUGAAUGGUUGAAUUUGCUUGGAAGGUUAAAUAUUGGUGAUCACAGUAUUUUUGUGCUAGUACUGUAUCAAAAUCUACUCUUAUGUUUUAUAAGGGUUUUUCCCAAUUACUGAUAUGUUCUAUUUUAUUUAUUUUAGGUGAUAUUAAUGGACUAUAUAGAUUAAUAUUUUUGUCUGCUUGUAAUUUACUUUAAUUCUACUUGCAAAACAAAUUGUUGCAGGAAAUUAAAAACAACUUGAAAGGAAAAGGAUUACAUUCAUUUU
Messenger RNA from Pristis pectinata (smalltooth sawfish), 3733 nucleotides. RefSeq names its product glucose-6-phosphatase catalytic subunit 3 (gene g6pc3). The transcript has 6 exons. Gene Ontology annotation, molecular function: glucose-6-phosphatase activity. The coding region runs from base 144 to 1187 and encodes 347 amino acids. Gene Ontology annotation, cellular component: membrane. NCBI's taxonomy places the organism in Eukaryota, Metazoa, Chordata, Chondrichthyes, Rhinopristiformes, Pristidae. The record is from RefSeq and is a predicted model, not a curated record. Gene Ontology annotation, biological process: glucose 6-phosphate metabolic process; gluconeogenesis.